AUGUCGACCAGAAGUCGAGUCCUCUCGUUUAUGUCCAGCUUUUCCAGUAGCAAUCGAGACGCGCAAAGAAGUCCCACGCCUACUGGCCCAGCCCCCGUACAACAAAGACAAGAGUCCUUUAGACAUGAGCCUCUAAGACACGAUGCUGCAAGGGAUCCAGCUACACCAGCGCGUGGCUCCCAGCCGCCGUAUAAUAUGGACGGGGAGUCGCCGCAGCCACGAGUACAACGCGAACGAGCUUCUUCGAGACCGAUGUCAAUGGUUCAAACGUACCAACCGCCCCUGAUGGACGUAAGCCAGGAUACUCUGCCAGAGCUUCAACCAAUCUUCACCUUUCUUAACAGUCAUGCGAACAAGCUGUAUCAAGAAGGAUACUUCCUGAAGCUAGAUGAUCAAAACACUCAUGGCAGACCCAAUGCAGACAGAACAUGGACGGAAUGCUUUGCGCAAUUGGUUGGGACAGUCCUUUCAUUGUGGGAUGCUGCAGAGCUUGAUGCUGCUGGACAAGACGGAGAGGUACUUCCAAAAUUCAUCAACUUGACUGAUGCUUCAAUCAAGAUGAUUACCUCACUUCCAACGAGAUCAGACACUGAAGCACCUUUACAAAACGUUCUUAGCAUAUCCACUGCCGGGAAGAACAGAUACCUUCUCCAUUUCAAUUCUCACCAUUCCUUAAUCCAGUGGACCGCCGGGAUCCGACUUGCUAUGUUCGAGCAUGCUACUUUACAAGAGGCUUACACUGGUGCAUUGAUUGCUGGAAAGGGCAAGGCUUUGAAUAACAUCAAUGUGAUCAUGGACCGCGCCAAGAUGCCCACUGCCGACUGGGCUCGGGUUCGAUUUGGAGCAGGUACUCCAUGGAGACGCUGUUGGUGUGUCAUUACACCUCCGGACGAGAAAGAAGUUCAGAGGCUGCAGAAGCAAAUGAACAAGAAGAAAUCCGCGUACGACAGAUCAAGACCACCCUUUCUGAAGGGUGAUAUCAAAUUCUUUGAUUCCAAAAAGACUAAGAAGAUGAAGCCUAUUGCAACCAUUUCUGACGCAUACUCCGCUUUUGCUAUAUAUCCUCAGUCCAAGCCACUCAUAGACGCCUCGACACUAGUCAAGGUAGAGGGAUCCAUUAUCAUUCAUUCAAACCCACCUACGACGUCGGAAGGGUUCGUUUUUGUGAUGCCAGAAGUGCACCCAGCUGUGACGGGGUUCGAAAUGAUGCUACGCUGGCUGUUUCCAGUCUUCGAUACAUUUGGACUCUAUGGACGUCCUGGUAGAUUGGUAGCAGACAUCUCGGAUCCCCGCAGUCUCAUGUUCGCAAUGCCUAAGCAUCGUAGAUACGGCUAUCUCGAGAUCUUGGAUGUUUCUGGUCUUAUCUUGGAACAGGGCAGUGAGAAUUGGAAAGAGGGUGAAUGGAGAAAAAGAAUGAAGGAGCUGACGUGUAAGCGAAUGACAGCAAUCGAGGCUGGAAGCCAGGCAAAUAGCAGGUACAACAGCAGAAGAAGCACUCGAAAUAGUUUUGGACCGUCUCGAAGCCGUGUACAAUUCGACGACGGCGCCUCUGUCAGAUCAUCUCCGUCCAUUGCAUGGAACAAUGGUCAAGAACCGUCCGUUGGCGUCCCACGAACAGAUUCUGCUCCUGCAGCAGCUGGGCCGUUCACUCCCCCAAGAGCCCAACCAAUGACCCACCAACGCUCAGUUUCCGAGACUCAUGGCUUGGACCGUUAUCAGCAAGCCGCGGGUGGAUAUGAUGGACAGUACGAUUCUCCGCCGCCACCACCUCCUCAUGCUAUUGGAAUUGCGUCGGGUCGAGAAGGCUCAAGCUUGCGAUACAGGUCGGACAUGGCACCAACUCCCGAGAGAGUUAGCUCCGAGGAUGAGCAGGUUGCAAGAACUACUCCAGUACGAGAACUUCAAGACUUACAAACUGUAACGUCUCCAGAGCCUGUAGCAGCUCCACCAGCAUUUUCACAUGCUCCCGGCUCAAUGCCAACGAGCAAACCGUACCACUCGCCAGAACUGCGUCGCGCAAAUAGCCGUAUGUCGAGUACUACUCUCAAUCAGCUUGCUGUCGCAGGUGGUGUGGCAACUGCAGGCUAUCACGCAGUCGGGCAUGAUUACAGAGAUGGGGACGAUCAAAGACGGCACGAUAUGAGCCAAUACUCCGAAGAGAGAGGACAGAGAGGGGUACUUUCAGAUGCCAGCCCAAACGAAUAUUCUGCUAAUGACGGUCUGAAUGAAGGCUUGGUAGCAGCUUCUAAACCACGAUUUUCCUUCGAGCAACCUUCCCCUAUGGCUCCAACAGAUGAGCACACCGAUUAUCCUCAACCACCUCCACAAUUUCCUUACGACUCUCAUAAUUUACCUUCUACAGCUCAGGUCGAUAUCAGCCCUCCCGGAUCACGACCCACUUCAAGUCGAGCUCAAAACUUCAACAACCGUACAUAUGAUUCACCGCAAGUAUUCAAUUCCCAAGAGUCCUCAUCAAUGCCACCUCGCCAUGGUGCCCAACCAUCAUCAGACUCUACAUACAGCAUAUCAUCUCAACCUCGUAUUCACACCAACUCAGGUGUUGUUGCUCGGAAGCCACUUCCUACCCAGAACUCGGUCGAAACUCCAACAUCAGCACAGACAGCUUCGAGUACACACAGUUCGGGGCGCCAUGUUAUUGACGAAGCUGCCUUCGACAUGAUUGGCAACGACGAUAGAAGGUUGACUCCGCUUCCAGACAAUCAGAUGCGGCGUCAGAACAGUGGCGUGAGUAGCGUCUAUGAAGACACAGAAUCGACCACCUCUCCGGAUUAUGCCAGCACAAGGCGUUCUGUAGAUACACAACAAUCAGUAGAGAAACCUCGAGCUGGUGUUAUGAAGACUGUUGGGCAGUUGGAGAAGACAACCUCAAAUGACUCUAGAAAAGGACCAGCUUUGGAUAUUGAUUUCGGACCUACCUUGAACUUGACCUCGGAUCGCCCAGUACGAAGCCAAAGUCCUGGCCUGGCUCAGAGCUACGGAAUUGCUUCUAACCAGGGUCCUGACCGGGCGCCAAGACAACCUAGCCCUGGUCGAGGACUCGACACUGCAAAACCCUCUCCGGGUCGCAAUGUUACAACCCCUGAGAACGCACAUUACCGCAACAACUCAUCCGAUCCUAGAACUGUGGCAUGGCAACCAGGCAUGGCCAUGAGUACAAAUGUCGGUCAAUCCAUUACACCCGAACAAUUUGUCCAACAGCGUGCCGCUGUUGCAACCGCUACUCCGCUCUAUGCACAUCAACGACAGCAAUCUAGUAACACCCUCCGUGGGAAUACACCAACACCACCUCAAGGCCACUCUCGAAACAAUUCCGCCGAUUUGCUUCAGCGGCCGGCUUCCAGAGGUGCUUCCGUGGCUUUGGCCCCAUCUGGGUCAGGUGAUAUUGCAUCUACGCUUUCGGCACGCGAACAAGAGCAUAUUGCAAAAAUGACGGGUCAACCACUCAUCAGUAUGGCCCAGAACAAUAAUCGACAAGCUCCAGGUGGUGGUCUUGUUGGUGCGAUCGAGGCAAGAGAGAAAGAGAAACAGCAAAUUAAGCAAGGAGUCAAUAGUCAGGCUGUCCAGCAAGCGAUCAUGCAACGACAGCAACAAGCAAUCGCACAACAGCAGCAACAAGCCAUGUAUCAGCAGCAGCAGCAGUAUUCAGAUCAGAUGCCACAAGCUCAGUACGGUAACAUGGGUCAAUACCCGCAAAACUUUGCUGCUCAAGCCCAGCGACAGCAAUCUUGGGUCUCACCGGCAGCCAACGUUUACGCCCAGGGUGGUGGAUUUUCUGCUCCAUCGACCGCUUGGACAGGAACGCCAGAUGGAAGACAAUCACCUUCCCAAUAUCCACCCAGACAGCAGCAAUACUUUCCACCCCAACAAGGAAAUCAAGACCAGGGACAAGGGCGAGGGAAUGCCGGAUUUCACGGACAUGGUUAUUAG
This is a messenger RNA of Mollisia scopiformis, 3948 nucleotides long. RefSeq lists its product as uncharacterized. Lineage: Eukaryota; Fungi; Ascomycota; Leotiomycetes; Helotiales; Mollisiaceae. The coding region runs from base 1 to 3948 and encodes 1315 amino acids. The transcript has 4 exons. The record is from RefSeq and is a predicted model, not a curated record.